This is a messenger RNA of Prosopis cineraria, 1135 nucleotides long. RefSeq names its product PRA1 family protein B4-like. Lineage: Eukaryota; Viridiplantae; Streptophyta; Magnoliopsida; Fabales; Fabaceae. The transcript has a single exon. The coding region runs from base 210 to 887 and encodes 225 amino acids. Gene Ontology annotation, biological process: vesicle-mediated transport. Gene Ontology annotation, cellular component: Golgi apparatus; endoplasmic reticulum. The record is from RefSeq and is a predicted model, not a curated record.
CGUCUUGGUUUUUUUCCAUCAUCCUACAUCGGGACAUCCUAUCUCUUUCCCUUCAAUUUCACAGAAACAAAACCCUCCACACCUUUCCCAAAGUCGCCUUCAUCCAUCAAUUUCGCAUUCUCUCCUCGAUUCCCAAAUCUAGUCUUUCCAUUCCCAUAAAUCGAUCUCUCCUUUCUUCUCUCUUCUUCGUUGAUCCCUCACACCCUACAAUGUCCUCUUCAGGCCCUCCCGUCCUCCCCAUCUCCAAUUCCCAGCCCAACGCUGCCGCUGGUGGCGUCGCCGCCGAAUCUGGAGGGCCCAUUGCCACACCUGCCUUCCGCGCCUUCAUCGGCCACCUCUCCGAUACCGUCCGUAAUGGCCUCGCGCAGCGCCGUCCUUGGGGUGAACUCGUUGACCGUACGGCCUUCGCGAAACCCGAGAGCUUCUCUGAAGCCACCCUUCGGAUCCGCAAGAACUACUCUUACUUCCGUGUCAAUUAUUAUGCUAUAGUUGCUCUGAUCCUUGGUGUUUCUCUCCUUACGAAUCCAUUCUCUCUUAUUGUCCUCGUGGGUUUGCUCGCUUCGUGGAUGUUCCUUUACCUCUUCCGUCCCUCUGAUCAGCCUUUGGUCAUUCUUGGUCGCACUUUCUCUGAUUUCGAGACAUUGGCCCUCUUGGGUGGCCUCACUUUGUUCGUAGUCUUUCUUACCAACGUUGGAUCUGUUCUUGUUUCGGCUCUCAUGGUGGGUGUGGCCAUUGUUUGCGCUCAUGGUGCCUUCAGGGUUCCUGAAGAUCUCUUCUUGGAUGAACAAGAUAAUUCUCAAACUACUGGAUUCCUGUCAUUCAUCCGUGGUGCUGCAGCCAAUGCCGCUGUUGCUUCCUCUGUACCUACGGUCACUGCACGUGUUUGAGCAGAUCAGUGGAUCCAGAUCGAGGAGGAUGACAGGAUAAUGGUGUCUUGAUCUGAUCCAUGAAAUUCAUCGUUAGGACCUGGAGGUGAAAUAAACGCAGAAAAUAUACUUCUGCCUUCUAUGAAAAUGUAUUAACAAAAUUUUAUAUACACAGGGUGAAUCACUUGAGAUUUGUAGGGUUCUCUGUUAUUGUGUUUAAUGUAGGAUUUGCAACUCUUAUUGAUGGAUCUACCGGUUUUCAUGCUUCA